GUUACAAGGAACCAAAGAGGAGGUUAAUACAUUCAUCAUGGGGCCUCGCCGGAAAUCUGUCAAGCCAUGCAGAACCAGUAUGGAUGGCACAGAAAAUAUUAAAGCUGGAGACCCUAAAGAUUACAUGAACCAGCUGUCUCAUGAAGUACUUUGUCACAUUUUCAAGUACCUGCCCUUGCAGGACAUUAUGUGCAUGGAAUGCCUGUCUCGCAAGUUAAAAGAAGCUGUGACGCUGUACUUGCGUGUUGUGAAGAUGGUGGAUCUUUGUGCUGGUCGAUGGUGGGAAUAUAUGCCCACAGGUUUUACAGAUUCCAGUUUUCUAAAGUUACUUAAGAAGAUGCCAGACAUUGAGCAGCUUUAUGGCCUUCACCCAAGGUACUUGGAAAGACGCAGGGUUCGGGGCCAUGAGGCCUUCAGCAUUCCUGGUGUGUUAGAAGCUUUGCAGUCCUGCCCAAACCUCCUGGGUGUAGAGACAUCUCACUUGGAACUUGUAGAAGCUAUAUGGACUUACAUGCCACAGGUGCAUAUUUUGGGUAAAUUCCGAAAUCGCAAUGGAGCUUUUCCCAUCCCUCCAGAAAAUAAACUGAAAAUUCCGGUUGCUGCCAAAAUCCAAACGCUGCACUUAGUUGGAGUGAACGUACCAGAAAUUCCAUGUAUCCCCAUGCUUCGUCAUCUAUAUUUAAAGUGGGUACGUCUGACCAAACCUCAACCUUUUAAAGACUUCCUCUGCAUCAGUCUACGUACCUUUGUGAUGCGGAAUUGUGCAGGUCCCACAAAUUCCUUAAAGUAUGUGCCAUUAGUGACCGGCUUGGCAUCUGCUCGCAACUUGGAACAUCUAGAGCUUGUAAGAGUUCCGUUUCUUGGCGGGCUCAUUCAGCAUGUGGUGGAAGACAGCUGGCGUUCUGGUGGGUUUCGGAAUUUACACACCAUUGUAUUGGGAGCAUGUAAGAAUGCUCUGGAAGUAGAUCUUGGCUACCUCAUAAUCACGGCUGCGAGAAGGUUACACGAAGUACGCAUCCAACCUUCCCUGACCAAAGAUGGUGUGUUUUCAGCUUUGAAGAUGGCAGAGCUUGAGUUUCCCCAGUUUGAAACCUUGCACCUAGGAUAUGUGGAUGAAUUUUUGCUGCAAUGUAAGAUGACCAAUGCUGAUCUGAUGAAAUAUGGACUAGCAGAUGUGGCAGAGAAUCCUGGCAUCAUCACAGAUAUUGGAAUGAAGGCUGUUAACGAGGUCUUCUCUUGCAUUAAAUACUUGGUGAUCUACAACUGUCCACAUCUUCAUAAUCCAAGAAACUGGAUCACAGAUCAUUCACGUUGGAGCCGCUUGGUGGAUCUGAGUCUGGUGCGCUGCCAUGCUGUUAAACUAGAAUCCUUCAGUCAAUUUGUUGAGUUGCUGCCAAGCUUGGAAUUCAUCUCACUUGACCAGAUGUUUCGUGAACCUCCAAAGGGCUGUGCACGAGUAGGUCUCAGUGCUGGAACUGGCAUUGGUGUGUCUUCAGCCCUCGUGAGCAACCAGAAUUCCAAUAAUGAAAACGAAAACAACAAUCACCAGAACAACAACAACAACCUAGCACACAACAACAACAACCCUCAACAGCCUGAACCACAACCACCACAAGAUGAGGGAAAUGAUGAGCUGGAAGUAAGACCAGAGCCACCCCCAGAAGAAGAACAAAUUGCUGCAGAAGCUCUACAAGACAUGGAGGAUGUGUUUCAAGAUGAAAUAAGACCGGUUGAUCAAGAAGAUAGAAAUGAGGCCUCUGCUCCCACUCUUGCCAUUAUACCAAUGGAGGUGGAUGAGGAAAGAGCAGGGCCUAGUGGGUUGCAGCCUACUGUCAAAGCUGCACCAAUCACGGUCCACGAUUCAGACAGUGAGUAUGAGGAUGACAUUGUUAUUAACUCCAGCAGCAAUAAUGCUUCACUGAGUUAUCCCACUGAGGAAGAUAAAAGCAGCCCAUCGGCAGAACCCAAAGAUAACACAGCCGUAAGCGGGAAAGGAAAAGCUCCCCUGCGCAAGAAGUGCAGUUCUGGGGCCAAAGCUACUGCAGAGCAGAUUGUGCUAAGUGAAGAAACCAGUUGUGAAAAGGGAUGUCAGGUAACCAGCGAGCAGAUAAAAGCUGAUAUGAAGGCUGCUAGUGACCAACCUGAGAGAAGCAAAGGCAAAGACUGCUCUGCUGAAGUGGGUACUUCAAAUGGAGUUCUAAAUGCCUGUAAUUCUGCCUCUGAAAGCUCAGACAGCGGUCAGCCAUCAAAUGGCAAGGUUGAUGUCCAGGAGGAUGUAAAUCUGUGUGCUUGUAAUAGGGAAAAUGACUCUGAUCCAAGUUUAAUGCAGGGGAGAGAAUCUGGAGCUGUUUGUUGUCACUGCUCCAGCAAUGUCACCCCAAAUCACAGACGGCAGGGCAGGACUUCUGGAAGCUGUGAGGGGCAGCAGCCGUCCACUAGUCAGUCCUCCCCAUCAAGUGGCCCAGAAUAUGCACUAAGGACUCCACAAAGUGGCAGUCAUAGGACUAAUACAAGAAUAGGAAACGAUCCAAGUGCAUCACCCGCCUGCUGUCAUACAGUGAAUGAAGGCCAUAGCUCACAAAGGCCUCUAACAAGAGCACGGACACGGCUUUCUCAAGUGCCUCUGGUGUCGGAUGGUGAGUCCACAGCCUUAAAAAACAGGAAAGCCGUGAAGAGGAAACGCACUGCGGAUAAGUCCACAAGCACAAGUGACCCAGUCAUUGAGGAUGACCAUGUCCAGAUUUUGAACCUCAAAUCGAAGAAUCUUGUAGGCAUAACACUGACCAAUUGUGGCAUCACAGACUUGGUUCUUAAAGACUGUCCCAAAAUGAUGUUCAUCCAUGCUACUAGAUGCCGUGUACUGAAGCACUUAAAAAUUGAGAAUGCCCCUAUUGUGAAUCGCUUUGAUUAUGCUCAAUGUAAAAAGCUGAAUAUGGAGCAAGUGUUGGACCAGAUUCUUAGAAUGCCCCCAGAGAGAAACCGAAUUAUAUACCUGCGUCCUAUGCAACAGGUAGACACAUUAACAUUGGAAAGAAAGAUGUUUAGUGGACCAUAUCCAUAUCACAUUUGCAUCAUCCAUGAAUUUAGCAAUCCACCCAACGUUAGAAAUAAGGUUCGUGUCCGAAGCUGGAUGGACACUAUAGCAAAUAUUAAUCAAGAGCUCAUCAAAUAUGAAUUCUUUCCUGAAGCCACUCGGACUGAGGAGGAGGUGAAGAAAUAUACAAAGUACCCCUGGGGUCGAGACAUUUACACGUUGGAAGGUGUUGUAGAUGGUGCGCCAUAUUCCAUGAUCACAGAUUUCCCAUGGCUGCGCUCACUGAGAACUGCAGAGCCAAACAGCUAUGCCAGAUAUGACUUUGAAGAUGAUGAAAAGACUACUAUUUAUGCACCACGGAGGAAAGGGCAGCUUUCAGCCGACAUCUGCAUGGAGACAAUUGGAGAAGAGAUCUCUGAGCUGCGGCAGAUGAAAAGGGGUGUGUUCCAACGAGUGGUGGCCAUAUUUAUUCAUUACUGUGAUGUCAAUGGAGAACCUGUGGAAGAUGACUACAUAUAAAAGAAGCCUGCAGUUCUUCGCAUCUACUGUUCUUCCCCUCUAACAACUUGAGAUGGAGGAAUAAUGAACAUGGUAUGCAACGGACUGGGACAGAGAGCAAGCCUUGUGACUGGAAAUUUCUUAGCUGUUCCUUUUUGGUUAGGCCAGCAGACGGUAUACGAGAAGCCCAACACGAACAUCUGUGUGUGCGAAAUGUGCUUUCUGACAUUAAGUCUUCCUGUAAUAUCUAAAGCAUAGAAGUAAUAUAUUUUUAUUCUGUAGAACGAGAGUGCAGCUUCAUUGUGAAGUCUUUUAAAUGGUUUUGGAAGCCUGGUUCCACCAACUGAAGCAGAGCCUGCUAGGCUUAAUUUUCUGAUACAUCUGCCACUUUGGCAUUUGGCUGCCAUCUUGUCGGUAAACAGAUAUCAAUGUGCUAGUUGAUAUUGACAUUUUAUACAUAUAUCCAAACAAUGUAAUUUGUUUACUUUGGUUAGAUCAUAUUUUCUAAGACAUGUUG
This is a messenger RNA of Spea bombifrons (plains spadefoot toad), 4049 nucleotides long. RefSeq names its product F-box protein 38 (gene FBXO38). Gene Ontology annotation, molecular function: protein binding. The transcript has 21 exons. Gene Ontology annotation, biological process: SCF-dependent proteasomal ubiquitin-dependent protein catabolic process; protein K48-linked ubiquitination. Bases 38 to 3553 code for a protein of 1171 amino acids. The record is from RefSeq and is a predicted model, not a curated record. NCBI's taxonomy places the organism in Eukaryota, Metazoa, Chordata, Amphibia, Anura, Pelobatidae. Gene Ontology annotation, cellular component: cytoplasm; nucleus.